GUGGUACGCUCGUGAGCCACGCUCGCGUACUGUGCUCGGUAGUCUUUCGCAGCCGGCGGACGGUGAAAGGACAUUUGAGUCUUCUCAUUUGUGAAAGGAUCACCGCGAUAAGGAUCAGUAUGCAGUCUGUCACGCGGUAGAUAGGGAUCAUUCGAAGGCUAGGCGUCGCGAAGGAGCGCCGUGUCUCGGUCUCUCCACCGGGUUCUCGCCGAAGGGAUCGCGCAGCGCGCGUUCGUUCGAAACCACGGGACAGGGUAGAAAAAAUCACCGCGAAAGGGAAUGUAAGAGAUGGAUAAGUAAAUUCCGCGGUCGGUGAGUAAUCGAAGGAAUCGCCGACGUCCGCGGCGAGACGAGUCCGGGUGUAGGGACCGGUGUAAGACAGGCGAAACGGUGCGCACGCGGUGCUGCGUUCGCCGGAAGCACGAGCGAGGCUGCGUGGCGAAGAAGCACGCGGCGGUGACGGCGGCGGUGGCGGCGGCGUUCGAGAACCGGCGGCAGAUCGACGUACGAUAUUGCGGCGCGAAAAAGCGACCAGACGAAGAAGUUGGCGAACGAUAAAGCGUCGCGGAGAGAGAGAGAAAAGGCAGUCGUCCGCGGGAUUUCGGCGAGCGAGGGAAAGGGAUUACACGCGCGGCGGGUGGAGCGAGCGGAGCGGACACACCGAGAGUAAGAGAAAGGAGAAGAAGGAGAAGGACGGGGAAAAAAAAGGAGUGAUCGUAGUAACACCGGCGCGUCUCCUCUCGCGGCUUCGUGGUUGUCUCGGAAUUAGUGAGUAGACAGAAUUAUGUCUGUGAGCAGGCCAGCUCGGCUCAGUUGAGACUUACUGCUCAGCCCGUGCACACGCGUGCCACGAAUCUUUCCUACAUACAUAUAACGCGCUUUCCCGAUGCGAUUAGAUUAGUCCGCGACCGCCGCCGGAUCACGGUCCAGUUUCUUUCACACUUGUUCACACGUCGAGGAUAGGCCUUGUCUUCCGUAAACGUCGCCAGUUCCGUUCCGUGUCCACCGCUGGAGGAUACGAGCACGCGAUUCACACCCUGACGUACUCUCGUCGAGUUGUUGGUACACGAUCGCGUUGGGUCCGAUUUAUUCCCUUGAUGGAAAUAAUGGAGAACACGGUUCAUCGAUAACAGUGCCUAUCGAACAAUUGGUACCGUUCUCCUAUUCCCGACGAGUCUUUGCGGAACCAACGUAUCGAGAUAGUGCGGCUUUCGUAGAUAGAAUCGAACCGAGUCUGUAACGAGAACUCUCCGUUGCCGAGUCACGAUGGGACUCGCCAGGUUAUUCGUGCUGCUCUUGGCAACCUCAGCUAUAAACAGUGUUUGGUGUCAUCAUCACCAUCACGGUGUCCACCCGGACAGCAAGAGGAAGAGGGAUCAAGUGGAGCAUGUUAGAAGGUACGGGUCCAGGGAGGAAGCGAACGCGGUCUCGUCGAUAGAAGAUAAGAACAGAAGGAGUUUGAACAUUGACGAAGUCAAGGAGAAGGUUCCCUACAGUGACAGGAGGCUGGAAAAAAUGUUGGAGAAGGCUAUAUUGAAAAUAAUCACCGGCGACCUUAGCACGGGUGACAUGCUGCUGUUGAAGAGCCUGAAUUACAGCCUGGAGGAGGUUUUGGCGAUUCGCGAGAGAGAGCUCAGCAAGAAGAAAGAGGAGUUGUCGAAGAAGAAGGAAAGUAUGAAAUCGUGGACGAAGACGCUCUAUGGACAAGUCGGGGAUAAGAAGACUAGAUACUGGGACAAGAAUUAUAUGGAUUAUUCCUCUCCGAAGAAUCUCGAUUACGAGGAUACGAGGAGCGAAGGUAAAAAGAACCGUCACACGGACAGGUCUUCCUACAAGGACUUCGACUUCGACGCUUACAAUCGACAGGCGGUCCUCGAUUACGAGAACCUACCCUCGAGUUUAGAAUUCCAGCAACCAUGGUCGAAAUCCGAGGUCGUGAACUUGGAGGAAACUACCGAAGCACCGAGCGUGGACGAUCAUAUUCAUCGGGAGUUCGAAAAGGCGAUGGCGCCUCACGUGAUCUUCAAGAUACGUUACGACGAUUCCGAAUUCGAUUCUAGUUCCGGUUCCGACGAGACCAGCAAGAAUCGAUCGAAAAUGUCCAAGUAUCGUGCCUCGACGACCUUGAAGCAAACGGUAUCGAGAAACGCUGGUAACUCCUUUCAUGUUCUACCACCGCCAACAUUGUCCACUGCUUUUCCUGCUUCUGUGCCACUACCUAUGGUCUCUCAGCUAAGCAACACGAACAACGUACAGACUAGCUACCCGAGAAGCCACAUCUACUCCAGCAUCGCGGCAUCUUCGACAACGAGUACCAUCGACACGAUGGAAAACUCAAAAUCCGAUGAGGUCUCGAACACCGAGGAAAAUCCGAACGAUAACGUCGGCGGUUCAAACGACAAGAACAUCAUCCCCGAAAUCAAGGAAACGCCCAGUGAAAAUAAGAAGAUCAGUCCGUACGAAGGGCUGGAGUGGGUCGAGGACGACGUCUACAGGGUAAUCCCUGAAUUAGUUGAUUCCCUUAGCUACGAUAAUUCGGAAGACAACGAAACGUCGGACUAUGAAGACUCCAGACACAAUUCUCCACAAAAUUGGACCAUGGAAGAGAACGAAAACGACACGCUGGAGUACCAAAACGAAACGCCUGACCCUGUCAAGCUCUUCAUGCCCAACAGUAACGCGACCACGAGUGAUCUUCCAGCGGCGAAUCUAUCCACCUAUCAGCAAGUGGUCAUAGCUCAUCGAAGAGAAGGAAACCUAACCUCAGCCUUCGACAGCCAGGGUGAAAAGGUCCUGGAAGACAUUAAGUCGCGAGUCUUGGUACUGACUGGAAGAUUUAACAACAACAGUAACGCGAAUCAAGUCCAACGCGAGAGGUUGACCAUGUUUUCGCCCAGCUGUCAAAUACCGCGAAACACGGAUCAGGAAACCUGGGUAGAUCCGUUUUCCAUGAACAUGCACUUCCAGCUGAAUCUAACUUCCGGCGACCACGUGGUCGCUGCUAAGUUGAGAAUCUAUAAAUUACCGCAGGAGAACCUGACCUCUUCGACGGGAGGUACUUUCGAGGAGGAAGACGAGGAAGAAAAGAAAAUCCGGAUAUCGGUCUACUACUAUACGAAAUCCCUAAAAAAACAUCGAUCGAAGAAACGCUUAAUGGACUCGGUGGUGACACCGCUGGCACCAGAAGGCACUCAUCUCGCGUUAGACGUCAGAGAGGGUCUCCGAUUCUGGAGGCUGAACCCGCGAAAUCCUCAUGGAAACGGCAGUAAUCACGGCCUGGCGAUUCAGGUGGAGGACCAAGAUGGCCGACCGCUGAAGCCGGCCCUUUACAUUCAACAACCGUCCUGCGGGGACCAAGACACGGAUCAGAAGACCAGCGCGUACCUGCACUUUUCAUCCGAGCCUGUACUCGUUAUGUUCGCAUCGUAAACAGCGAAACUGUGACGUACGUGAAUUGUAGGCAUUAAAACGAACGAAGAAACAGUCAGACGCCAACGAAAAAAGGACGAUCGUUAACAGCGCAAUUUAUUCUCGGAGGACGAAAAAAGAACCGAGAAUCAAUUUCACGAGGAGCGUUACAUUUUUCGAGCGACUCGAAGGGUAUCGUUUAUCGAACAUAGGCUACAAAGUACAUUUUCAACGAUAGUCUGGGUCUCGAUUAUAGUGUUUUUUGUUAUUAGCCAUAAAAAAAAGGCAAAAGAAACGUGGUUUUAUUACUGUUUUCGUAUUAUUAUGUCUAUUUGCGUAGCUUGCUUUACACGUAUCAAGAAUAAUUUUCCCAGUUUUUAUG
Messenger RNA from Colletes gigas, 3790 nucleotides. RefSeq lists its product as uncharacterized. The transcript has 6 exons. The coding region runs from base 1267 to 3429 and encodes 720 amino acids. The record is from RefSeq and is a predicted model, not a curated record. Lineage: Eukaryota; Metazoa; Arthropoda; Insecta; Hymenoptera; Colletidae.